AUGCCCAAGCGGCGAGCCGCUUGGAGCGCUUGGAACUACCUCGGCAAGUCUACGGAGAUUGCGGCGGCGGCGGCAAGGGGGCACGCCGCGGACACCAAGCCCGCGUUCGUCACCUACUGGCUCAACAAGGCACCUCCAAAACCUGGACUGUUCGACACAAGUAUUCGUGUCCCUCAACCCGCACACGCCGCCGGAGCCCGGCCUGGUCCACGAAACGCUGCGGUACCGACACCCCCAGUUCUCGCCGAGGGCGGAGGGCGGCCAGCGGCUGCUGUCGUCGGUGAACGGGAAGCGCGGACUGUGGUUUUGCGGCGCUUGGAGAGGCUAUGGCUUCCACGAGGACGGCUUGAGAUCGGGGCUCGAGGCCGCGGCGGGCAUCACCGGGAAGGCGGUGCCGUGGGUAGCAACCUCGGCGGCCACCCCCGGCACCGCGAACCCCAGAUCCCCGACCACCUCCUCGUCGCCGGCUUCCAGCCUCCCGCCGUCUCCCUCCGGCGCGGAGGGUCACGCCUCCUCCGCCCCGCCCCCGCCGCCGCCUUCGUCGCAAACCCGGGGGUGGCCGAGUGGGGGGGUUCCAUGGUGGAGGCGGUGGCCGUCCGGGCCAUCUGCGCGUUCCUGCGGCGGACCGUAGCCAAGGGGUGCAUGACCAUCUCGUGCCCGGACGGCCGGGAGCUGCAGUUCGGGGACCCCGGCGUGGCUGAUGCCGGGACGGGGUGGGAAGGGGGGGACGGGACGUCUUCCGGCGAGGGGGGCAGGAGGGUGGCCAUCCGCGUGUUCGACUGGUGGUUCUUCGUGAGGGUGGCCAUGGAGUACGACCUCGGCCUAGCAAGGUCGUACUUAGCGGGCGAGUGGGAGGUGGUCGGUGAGAACGAGGAGCACGACGGGCUGAGGCAGAUCUUCCUCUUCUUCGUGGAUAACAGAGACGUCUCCACGGACACCCACGGCCGAAGCGGUGGGAUGAAGGCGGGGAAGCUCCUGACGAGCUGGGUAGGGUACGGGCUGAACUACCUUCGGUAUAAGCUGAGCAUGGAUAACAGCCUCAGUGGCUCCAGGUCAAAUAUCGAGGCUCACUAUGACCUGUCGAACGAGCUGUUCAAGACCUUCCUCGACGCGGACUACAUGCUAUACAGCUGUGGGAUCUUCCAAGCGGACAUGGGCAGCCCUGGCGGCGAGCUAGUCCUCUCCGGGUCGCUGGAGAAGGCGCAGGAGCGAAAGGCGGACGCCCUGAUCGCGAGGGCCAGGCUGUCCAAGCACCACCGCUUGCUCGACAUCGGCUUCGGUUGGGGAGGCAUUUCCAUCAGGGCGGCCGAGACUGUCGGGUGCCGCGUGCAUGGCAUCACUCUGAGCAAGGAGCAGAUGGCGUUGGCGGAGGAGAAGGUGUUGGCGCGCGGGCUGCAGGAUCUCAUCACCUUCGAGCUGGUGGACUACCGAGACUUCGCCAAGCAGCACCCGGGAGAGUUCGACCGCAUCAUCUCGUGCGAGAUGAUCGAAGCGGUAGGACACAACUACCUGGGGACGUUCUUCGCAUCCGCGGAUGCCCUGCUGGCCCCCGGCGGCGUGAUGGUCAUGCAGGCCAUCACCACCCCUGAGAACCGUUACGAGGAGUACAUCAGGUCCACCGACUUCAUCAACACCAUCAUCUUCCCAGGGUCGUGCUGUCCUUCCCUGACGGCCCUGCUGUCCGCCAUGGCGAGCAGCAGCUCCUUUUCCCUCGAGGGCCUGGACAACAUGUGCGUGCACUACGCGCACACCCUCAAGCAGUGGAGGCAUCGCUUCAACCACUCAUUGGACCAGGUUAUGGCCCAAGGCUUUGACUCGGCCUUUGUCCGGUGCUUCAACUACUACUUCGCCUACUGCGAGGCCGGCUUCGUCAGCCGCACGGAGGGGCUCAUGAUGCUCACCUUCGCCAGGCCGGGGACAGCGGCGCUCGACCCCAACGCGGUCACCUCGAUACUCCUGCGGGAUUAGAUUUACCGCAGGUUGCAUACGCAAAUAGCAACAUGCCCUGGACCGAUUUUCGAUCCUCCUGCGGGAUUAGCAAGUUGCAUGCGUAGGAUACCACCCCUCCCUGGGCCGAUUUUCAA
This is a messenger RNA of Ectocarpus sp. CCAP 1310/34, 2084 nucleotides long. Lineage: Eukaryota; Phaeophyceae; Ectocarpales; Ectocarpaceae. The record is from the annotation of a GenBank genome assembly.